AUGACGAAUCGGCACUCUUGCACUCCCAGCCUCUCAGAAGCAAACAAAGAGGCUGCUGAUAUCAUCAACAGCGAUAGACAACAGCGGAGAGUUGCAUCUAUUACAUCUACUACUACAACACCAUCUACUACUGCUAGUAGUAGUGGUAAGCAACCAGAAACAGAGGGGAGGAGAGGAAAGACUAGAAGCAGUGCCACUCGCACCACUGAAAGCAGUGUGGAACGCAAGUUGGCGAAAGAGGUGGAAUUCUGGGAUUCAAAUUAUCAAUCUGGCGGUAACAAAGACUUUGAAGUAGCCAAAGCUGAGCUUACCGUGAGUCAGGAACCUUUCGUGAGAACAACAAGGACAAGUCAGAGUAGCCAUUCCAGCAACACUAGUAGUGGAAGACCAUUUACUAGAAGAAGCAGCCUGAGUACUAGCAGUACUGGCAGCAGACGAUUCAAGAUGAGAAAGGUCAAUUCUACUGGUAGUAACGGUAAGGGAGGUGGAAGCAAAGGUAACAAAGAAUCGGGACUCGAAGAAACAAUGACAGGAAAGGCCCAAGUUUUGGGAGCCACAAAUUCUGGUGGUACAUCUACCAGUUCUCCAAGGCCGAGUGGUAUAAAACGUACAGCUACAUCGGGUUCAACCGAAGGCAGGAGAAAUCGUGGCGGAAAUCGAUCGAACCAUUCUCAGUCGACAUCGAGCGCGUUACGACGCGCUGUUACCGAUACAGGAAUGUCCCGCUCCAAACACGAAGUAUCUCCUACCACUAGGUCCAACAACAAGUUGACUUCGCAGUUCAUGAGAAAGGGAGUUCCCACCAAAGGAUUCCCCACUCAUGCCACUGCCAUCUCCACGACUGCUACUAAUACU
Seminavis robusta is the source of this 855-nucleotide messenger RNA. Lineage: Eukaryota; Bacillariophyta; Bacillariophyceae; Naviculales; Naviculaceae. The record is from the annotation of a GenBank genome assembly.